This is a messenger RNA of Phlebotomus argentipes, 1088 nucleotides long. RefSeq names its product box C/D snoRNA protein 1. The record is from RefSeq and is a predicted model, not a curated record. The transcript has 2 exons. Gene Ontology annotation, cellular component: nucleus; pre-snoRNP complex. Bases 147 to 1082 code for a protein of 311 amino acids. Gene Ontology annotation, biological process: box C/D snoRNP assembly; maturation of LSU-rRNA from tricistronic rRNA transcript (SSU-rRNA, 5.8S rRNA, LSU-rRNA); snoRNA localization. Lineage: Eukaryota; Metazoa; Arthropoda; Insecta; Diptera; Psychodidae.
UGGCUGGGUAUACAUCAAAACAAACAAGAAGUUUGGUUUUUACAAGCGUUUUUAAGCCUUGUCAGCCUAAUAUUCUGGUUUUCACUUAGAAUUAAACUUAAUUUUAAGUUAUUUUCAUCAAAGUGACUGGGGAAGUGGUAUUUGCAAUGGAAUUGCUGAUUGAUUGUCCAGAGAAUUCAUCAAAAUGCGACAUUUCCCGAUUGGGGGCAUGCGAAGUAUGCAAGAACAUCGAAGCAAAAUACACUUGUCCCAAGUGUGAGGUUAAGACGUGUUCCCUGGCAUGUUUAAAGAUCCACAAGAAAGAGCUGGAAUGUGAUGGGAUCCGGGACAAAACACGCUAUAUACCACUAAAGAAGAUGACCAACAUGGAUUACAUGAGUGAUUACAAUUUUCUUGAAGGGUGUACGCGAUUUGUACACGGUAGGAAGCGCUUAAAUGACAAGAAAUGGAGCAGAGACUUGCCUCAGCAUUUGCAACGCCUACGAAUGUUAACCCGGCAGCGUAAGACAAUUCUCCAGUUUCUUGGGCGAAAUUUCACCAGACGCAAAUUGAACAGCACCUUCUAUGAUACCAAGAGUCGAAAGAUAUAUUGGAGUGUGGAGUGGGUUUUUGUCAACGCAGAAAACAAGAGAUUCAUCGAGAAGAAAUGCUCCGAGAAGGAGAGUGUAGGAAAUUUACUGAAAAAGUAUAUUGACCUACAGCAUCCUGAUGCGACUCAUUCUGAAUUAGAGCACUACAGAAGUCGUGGUUUUGGGGGUAUUAAAGUUAUGUUGAAGUCUGAAGGGAUAAAGUGCUGCGGCAACAAAGUCUACGAAUUGGACCUGAGAAAAUCUUUGGAGGAGAAUCUCCAGAAGAAGACUAUCAUUGAAUUUCCAACACUUUUGGUGAUCUUUAAAGAAUUGGAGGCAGAAUACGACAUUAUCGAGACUGAUGAGGAAGAGGAUACAUCGCCAAAGGAAGAACCUGGGGAGCAUUCAUCAAAAAAGGAAGAGGAAUAUAGUGCACGAACCAAUUUCUUGUUCACUGACGAGAGCCUUUGGGACAAGCUUUCGGACGAUGAGGAAAACAAACUGGAGAAAUAGAUUAAA